AUUUGUUUACAUCGUGAUAAAUUCCUCACAGCUGACUGAUGGUAACCGAUUCGGCUCAGCAAAGGUUAAAAUUACAACUGAACAUACGUAAGGAUGAUCAAAUCUUAAAUCAGCUGGUUCGUAAAUAUGAAAACAUAUCUGCUCAACGUAAUUAAAUGAAGCAUCAAAUUAAUUACUUCGACUAGUUUCAUUGAUUUGAUUUGGAGAAUUAACUGCAAACCAUAAAUAGGCUGUAUACUAAGAACCGCUCGUCUUUCCUGCCUUUAACAAACGUCGCAAUAACAUUAUCAUUUAAAUUUAUACGAGCCUUUCCUUUUUUUGGGUAUUACUUACUUUAACGAAGAUUUUGCAAAACGCAUAAAGUGGUACUUUUAUUCCAUACCUGUGUUUUUUAUAAUAAAAAUAUCGUUUAGGUCUGUUUCUUCCUCUGUUUCAGAUUGAUUAAUUUUCUAUACCACAAGAUUUAUUACCGAAUUAUCUAAAAUCGGUUAGUACGUUGGGCCUUUUCAAGAAAAAUUUUGAGGAAGUUAUUUUUUAAAUGGCAUCCAAACUAUCGGAACGUGAGCAUCACCCAACAGGUGAUCCCUAUUCUUCUCGUCGUCCUAUUCCUACUAUCCCAAAAUUCUUUCGUGAUAGAAAAGAACGUGCUGAAAAACGAGAAAAGCAAAAGGCAGAAAAGCAUCAAAAGGAAUCCAGUCAAGAAGAACUUUUCGAUCCUAUCACUCAACGAAACGUUGAAAUCUCUGAUAUUAACUAUGACUACCAAAAAUCAUAUAGAGAUCCAAAUUACACUGUACCCAAUCAGUCAAUCCAGGCUGGACUUUCAGCAGGUCAAGAGCCCUAUUUAAAUUCAAACCAAUCUCCGUCUACCUACAAACAACACCAAGAUGACCUUGCACCCCCUGAAGCGCAUGAUGAUAUAACUCGAGAUGUACCUAUUAGCGACGAAAAAACUAAUAUCCUCUUCUUUCCUUCGCCAUCUGUGGAUCUGUCGUAUGUCUCAAGAGAAAUUAAACAGAAAACGGACCAGUAUACGCUAUAUUGUUUUCUGUUUACUCUGAUUGUCACUUGGGUUAUUUCGCAUUCCGUCCUACUUUCCAUCAUCUUUCCUAUUGCUGCCUCAUGCUCUAUUUUCUUAUGGAUGAAUCAUGUCCAGACUGUUGCCCAAGCUGCCGAGUGGGGUUCCGAACAGAAACGAGGUGAAUAUGCCCGUCUUAAUCUCAUACCAGAAAGUGCCGAAUGGAUGAACCAUCUACUGGAACAAAUUUGGAAUCUCAUCAACCCGGAACUUUUCUCCUCACUCAUUGACCAAAUCGAAGAUGUUAUGCAAGCUUCAAUUCCUUCUUUCAUUGAAAACGUUCGUAUCGCAUCUUUUCACCAAGGGUCUCAUCCAGUACGUGUUAUUUCAAUCCGCUCGUUGCCCUCAGCUGAAAGCCAGAAAACAUUUAAGGAGCAAAAUGAAUCUCAAAAUAAAAACGAAAAUGAACCGACACAGAAGGCGAAAAGGUUUUAUAAUCUCGAGGUUUGUGUCGCCUACCAUGCGACGCCAGUCCAAAGUAAUACCAGUUCAGCCCACGCUUCCAAUAUACAUCUUCGCAUUGUUUUCUACCCUGGUAUCAAAGGUACAAUUGGUAUUCCCCUGCCCAUUUGGGUUGAAAUGAAAGGAUUUGUAGCCAGAAUUCGUCUUCGUUGUGAGCUAAUGCCUGAGAUCCCCUUCUUGAAGAACCUUACCUUUUCACUAAUGGGCCUUCCACAAAUUAACGUUGCCGCAGUUCCUGUCGCAGAGAACGGUAUUAACGUCUUAGGACUUCCUUUAAUUUCUAAAUUUGUCAAUGACUCCAUUGCUGCUGCUGCUAACGAGUAUGUCAGUCCAAAGAACAUGACAAUGGAUAUGUCUAAGAUUCUUUUAGGUGACGAUAUAAAGAAGGAAACGAGUGCACUUGGUGUUAUAUACAUUUAUAUUGAGAAGGCAGAGGGUUUAAGCAAGCAAGACGUCAAUGGUCUUUCAGAUGCCUAUAUCACCAUUGGGUACUACAAAUUUGGCAAACCAUUGUUUUGUACACGUGUCAUAAAACAAGAUUUAAAUCCAAUCUGGAAAGAAUACGCCGUAAUUCCUGUAUUUCCAGAACAUCUUAAAGCUGGUGAGAAAGUGUCCAUCGAACUCUGGGAUAGCGAUCGGUUUAGUCCAGACGAUGUAGUCGGUCGUACUAAAGUUGACUUACAUGUUUUGUUCCAAAACCCUGAAAAGAUUAUGGAUCGUCGUGAUGCACUUACCGGUAUUAGUGAGCAGACAUCACUUCCCGGAUAUAUAUACUAUCAAUUAGGUUAUUUCCCUAAAGCAGAUUUUAGAGAAGAAUUGAGAACUGGUGGACAUGAUAUUUCUAUCUCGCGUUCUCUUCGUGAAGAUCCUGCUUUCCAACACCCCCAGGGAACUCUGAGUAAUAGUGAAGAAGAUGCUGUUGUUCACACUCCUCCAGAUCCAGAGUAUCCUAGUGGCAUCUUGUCGUUCACAAUUCAUCAGGCCGUGAACUUGGAAAUUAGUCAUCCUAGGGGUACAUAUGGAAAGGUUAAAGGAACUUACAACACUUCUCCACCUCAAGAUGUAGGAGAUGUAAAGUCAGAAGAAGGUGGUGAUUUACCUUCAUCAUACGUUUGUGUCGAUAUCAACGAUAGUCUGGCAUACAAGACGAGGACGAAGGUUUAUUCUUCAAACCCCAUCUAUAACGCUGGAAGUGAAAAAUUUAUCAAAGACUGGAGAAAUACGAUAAUAUGCUUUACCGUCCGAAACUUUCGACUUCGUGAACACGAUUCUAUUUUGGGCACUGUUAAUAUUCCGCUUAGCAAAACCUUGACAAGCUUUUCCCAGAUCACAAAAUGGUUCCCGGUCGAAGGAGGAAUUGGAUAUGGUAGCAUUCGUUUGUCUAUUUUAUUCCGAAGUGUAAAACUUCAGAUUCCACGUAAUUUGUUGGGAUGGGAUAUUGGCACCCUUGCAUUUAUUGACAAUAAAUUGGUUGCUGAAGGUAUUGAUAGCGUAUCAAAGGUUAACUACUCCUAUGUAAGGAUUAAUGCCGGCAUGCAAAAGAGCAGUACAAAAUAUGUAACUUCGGAGUCUCCGGAGAGAGUCUCUUGGAUGAUUAAUGGGAGCAGCUUGAGUCUACCGCUCAGAUAUCGUUACGGCAGCCCUUUGGUUUUCGAGUUCCGCAAUCAUAUUCGCAGAAAAAACAAUGUUUAUGCGAUUCUCUGGCUUUCGGAACUUGUGGACAACGAGGAACCAGUUAUUCGUAUUCCCAUCUUUACUUCAAACAAACCUGCGCAUAUCUUGCAGAACACUGUAAAUAUUGAACAUCCAGAUGAAUUUUCUCAUCUCAAAAUCCUUGGCUAUCUAACGAUUACUGUGAGUUUCCGACGUGGUUUCGACCUUCUUCACGAGCGACUCAUUGGUAAUGAUGACGAGGGUGCCAGUUUUGAAACAUUUAUGAGCUUACGUUCUCAAGGAAAGCGAAGAGGCUAUGUAAAGGACAUGAACAACCCCUUAUAUGACAACUCUUCCAGCAACAAUGAAGAGCGGUCCAACAAUGAGGAGCGACCAGUAUCAAGAUCUAACACCAUGGAGACGGCGGAUGAAAAUACUGAAAAUGGCAGUGGGGAAAGUCCAAAUCAGUUUGCGGAGUCGAACCCAAAUGAAAUGAAUGACUACGGACAGAACGCUGUAGAACAAACUGUUACACUUGAUGGAUUCAUCCCACCGAGCGCUGGUGGUCCUAGCAAUGAUUUGAAUCACGACGAGCAGAUUUUUGAGCGUGAAUUUAUCUCACUUGGCCAAGUAGUAAACCAAAAUGGUAAUCCGAAGCCAACAUACAACCAUCCAAAUUCUACUGCACAUAACGAAGGAAACAACAAAGGUGAAGACAACAGGGGCUCUCAAGUCAUGGACGAUGAAGAUGCCGAAACAUUGGAUAGUGAAAUAUCAGGAGACGAGCAAGAACGUAAACAACUUCAUAGAGAUGACAAUGAGCUGGAACGUCGUAUGCAUCGUGGGAUUUAUAACUACAAGGCAGUACGCACUGGCGACUGGGUUAAAGAUGGUGCGAAAAUGAGGUGGAGAAGUUUGAAGAAACGUUUCAGCUUGAAUGGACGUGAGCCUGAUGUUGAGACUGAAAUUGCAAGAUAAAACUUUGGUAAUCCUGCAACAGUUCACUCAUAGAUUUUUAUGAAAUUAUGACUGCAAAAGUAAUGAUUGUGUUUUGAUUCAAAUCACAUCACAUGGAAACCUAAAACGACUUUACUUCUUUCAUUGUAAGCGCAAUUGCUUACUGCUUCUUACUUAUUACUUAUUUACACUUUUAAGCAUAUGUGCUUGUUCUAACGUACUAUAUAUACUGACUUGUAAAUGAUAUAGUUUUUAUUAUUUCAAUAACAUGAUAUUAUCUUAAAUUGUAUUAAAAGACUGCCCGGUUGUUUCUAUAGUGAUGGAAAACCAGUCCCAUAAACUGAUAGGGUAGGGUUUUACAGCAAAGAAUAGACACGAAAUUUUUGUGUUAUUUAACACA
Molecule: messenger RNA, 4550 nt
Organism: Schizosaccharomyces octosporus yFS286
Lineage: Eukaryota; Fungi; Ascomycota; Schizosaccharomycetes; Schizosaccharomycetales; Schizosaccharomycetaceae
Product: C2 domain-containing protein
Exons: 1
Coding region: 539-4171 (1210 amino acids)
Molecular function (GO): lipid binding
Source: RefSeq, a predicted model, not a curated record